UGUCCGGCUUCACGACGCCUGGAUCAAUAGAUGUGGCUUUUUAGCAGUACAAAAAAAACAAAAAAACAAAAAGGCUAGCAUGGGAGCUACGGUUUGUUAACGGUGAUGUUAACGAACGUCCCUGCCGCUGUGCGUGGCUGUGAGUUCAGCUAACGAUUGCAUCACUGGCCGCAGUCCGGGGAAGGGAUUCAGCAGCCCUGCUAACGACUGAAGCCCAGCCCGGCUAGCGUACGCUGAUGACUCUCAGUUUCCUCGCAUCGGUCUGCAGUGGGAGGCACCAUGGCCGGUAAGGUGAAGUGGGUGACAGACAUUGAAAAAUCAGUGCUCAUCAACAACUUUGAGAAAAGGGAAUGGAUUCCAGUCACAGAAAACGAGGACUGGAAUUUCUACUGGAUGAGCAUCCAGACCAUCAGGAAUGUGUUCAGCGUGGACACCGGCUACCGCCUGUCAGAUGAGCAGAUGGUUAACCACUUCCCCAACCACUAUGAGCUGACCAGGAAGGACCUGAUGAUCAAGAACAUCAAACGCUACCGCAAGGAGCUGGAGAAGGAAGGCAGCCCGCUGGCAGAGAAGGACGAGAACGGAAAAUACAUUUAUCUAGAUUUUGUCCCUGUGACGUUCAUGCUCCCGGCCGACUACAAUUUGUUCGUGGAGGAGUUUCGUAAGAAUCCGUCCAGCACCUGGAUCAUGAAGCCCUGUGGGAAGGCCCAGGGCAAAGGAAUCUUCCUCAUCAACAAACUGUCCCAGAUCAAAAAGUGGUCCAGAGACAGCCGCACCUCCACGUUUGUAGCAGCCUCUAGUGGUAAGGAAGCGUACGUCAUCUCCCUGUACAUUGACAAUCCUCUGCUGAUAGGAGGGAAGAAGUUCGACCUGCGCCUCUACGUCUUGGUGACCACCUAUCGGCCUCUGAAGUGCUACAUGUACAAGCUGGGCUUCUGUCGGUUCUGCACAGUGAAGUACACCCCCAGCACUAGUGAACUGGAUAACAUGUUUGUUCACCUCACUAACGUGGCCAUCCAAAAACAUGGGGAUGACUACAACCACGUUCAUGGAGGCAAGUGGACGGUCAGUAACCUCCGUUUGUACCUAGAGAGCACCAGAGGAAAGGAGGUGACCAGCCGACUGUUUGACCAGAUCCACUGGAUUGUGGUGCAGUCCCUGAAGGCCGUGGCUCCUGUGAUGAACAACGACAAGCACUGCUUUGAAUGUUACGGGUAUGACAUCAUUAUCGAUGACAAGCUGAAGCCGUGGCUUAUCGAGGUCAAUGCCUCUCCCUCGCUGACCUCCAGCACGGCCAACGACCGCAUCCUGAAGUACAACCUCAUCAACGACACCCUCAACAUUGUCACGCCCAACGGGGACAUCCCGGACUGCCGCUGGAAUCGCAGCCCACCCCGAGAGGCUCUGGGCAACUAUCAAGUUCUGUACGACGAGGAGCAGGCGCAGAGUGAGAAUGCCGAGCGCGACCUGCGGAGCCGCUCGGGUCACUCGGUGGGGUCAAAGGGCGCCAAGGGGAGCGCGGGCAUGCGCCCCGCUGCUGCCACCUGGAAGUGAGGUGAUAUUGCUGACUCUAAAUGAUCUCCUGUGCAAUAUUACAAGGUCCACCAGUGGGGCAAGGGGGAUUUAAAAAAAGGGCCGUCCAGACUUUUUUUAGCCCAACUAUCCAAUGGAGGACUGCUCUCUCUCUCUCUCUCUCUCUCUCUCUCUCUCUCUCUCUCUCUCUCUCUCCACAUUUCACUGACUGAGGCACAGGGGGCAAUAACCCUACUGCCGAAGGGGAGAGAAAUCAACGAUGGGGUAAUAUUUGGAGAGUUUAAAGGCCAGAGUUUGUGGCCGUUUGUAUGAACGUGUAAACGAAAACGUGGAGGUUAUGUGGGUAUGAGGGUCAAGUCCGGGGGUAUGGAGAAAAAAAGAGUGAGAGAAAAGAGAUCUAACAAAUAAAAUAGGUAUAAAGAUAUGAUUUAUGGAUGGACAGUUGAUAGAUAGAAUUAGCAGAAUUAAAUGUAUAACAACCCCAAAAAUAGAAAUGAAUAAUGAUUUUUAUAUGUUCAUGAUCAGUAUGUUUAUGCAGGGCGGGGGUUCAUUAAAGUUGAUUCUAUUCAGUGCUGAACCCUGUUGCACUUUUUCACUUUAUUUACUUCACUGGUAUCCCGUGUUGCAUUUUGAGUUGGACUGCUGACGUCAUAUCUGCUGCACAUGUUCAAAUCUAACUUAAAAUAAUAUUCCUGCAGCUUUCCCGCAGCUACUGACAUGUUGAACCGCUGAUGAUGAAUAAACACCCACAUUUUAAAUUCACUAAUGGAGGGCUGAACAGUGUGGGCAAAAAAAGGAAACAAAAAAACAUUGUGACAUUUCAUUUUCCUCUGGGUAAGUUGCAGUAUUUUAUGUUGCAUACUCACCGUGAACAUUAAGCAUUUAACUUCUGUUGAAUUUAUAACUAAAGCACAGAUUACAGAGAUUCUGCAUAAGAUAGGGCAGUUGUUGACUUUGAUUAACACUUUGCUUAAAAAAAAAA
Xiphias gladius (swordfish) is the source of this 2515-nucleotide messenger RNA. RefSeq names its product tubulin tyrosine ligase-like family, member 1 (gene ttll1). Gene Ontology annotation, cellular component: cilium. Bases 280 to 1554 code for a protein of 424 amino acids. Gene Ontology annotation, molecular function: tubulin-glutamic acid ligase activity; tubulin binding. The record is from RefSeq and is a predicted model, not a curated record. The transcript is spliced from 10 exons. Gene Ontology annotation, biological process: protein polyglutamylation; microtubule cytoskeleton organization. Lineage: Eukaryota; Metazoa; Chordata; Actinopteri; Istiophoriformes; Xiphiidae.